Molecule: messenger RNA, 5834 nt
Organism: Ictidomys tridecemlineatus (thirteen-lined ground squirrel)
Lineage: Eukaryota; Metazoa; Chordata; Mammalia; Rodentia; Sciuridae
Gene: Furin
Product: furin, paired basic amino acid cleaving enzyme
Biological process (GO): peptide hormone processing
Cellular component (GO): Golgi membrane; trans-Golgi network
Molecular function (GO): serine-type endopeptidase activity
Source: RefSeq, a predicted model, not a curated record
GGGACUACAGCAGCCAGAAAGGCUGGUUGUGGCUGUGACAGCCCCUGAAGAAACAAGGGGUUCCCAGUGUCUAGCCUGCCUGCCCAGCUCCCCAGGGCCUGUGUGAGCUGGGGUACCUUCAUUUGCCAUCUGGCAUUAUGGCCUCCUUUGGGGCUGGGCCAAGGGUAUGGUAGGGGCAUGGGGCCCUGUGAGCAGGCACAAAAGUGACUCAAGGAGCUUGGCACUGAGACAGGGUACCCCCAGCAGCCCAACUGAGACUACCCUAACUGCUGCCCACCCCAGGAGCUUGGCUUCUGGUUAGUCAGGGUCCCUGUUUGGGGACAGUUAUGUGGCCCCAGGCACAGAGGUCCUGCUGUCUGUUUGCUGAAGGAGGAAAAACAACACAUGGACUAUUGAUUCAGCCUCAGUGUUUGCCCUGGCUGCCCAGCUCUGAUUACACAAGGUGGUGGGCCUGGAGCAAGCAAGGGGGUGGCUGGGAGCCCCCAGGCAAGGCAGGGCUGGGAAGCCCCCGAGUUCCCCAGGAAACAGUAAAAAGAGCCUGGGCACCCUGACUUUGCAGAUGGCUGCCAUCUCAGCCCUAGAGGGAGAUGAAGCCUGGGGGAUCUCCUGUGCUUCAAGCAUGUCCUCCCAGGCUCCAUCCCAACUUGGGUUGACCAUUUUUCCUCCCAGGAACUGUGGGCUUUGUGAGUAACUCCCUCGGGCUGAAUCUGUUUUGCUGAACCAGGAAACUCUAGUGAGUUUGGUAGACUCUGUUCAUUUAAAAACCUUUAAAAAGCCAACAUUUUUAUUCCUUUAUAAAAUACACCUCGCUAUUGUUGAUAAUAUACAAUGAUACAAAGAAGGAAAUACCAGUUACUUGAAAUUGUCUUCAUCUUGAGAGAACCAUUGUUAACAUUUUGGCAUGUGUCCUUCCAGAUUUUGUUUUGGGUUAUGUAUAAAUAUGCAUGUAUAAAUAGUUUUUUUAAAAAAACAAAAUAAGAUUGUGUGUACAUACUGCUUUAUAGUGUAUCUUUUUUACUUUGAUUUUGGUGAAUUUUUAUUUGUUGUUUCUGAUUUUGAGGAAAAAAAGGAACUCAAAACUUGAUAUUCUUUCUUCAUCCCACUUCUGUUCCCUGGUUGCGAAAGAAGGAGAUGUAUGUGGGGAUGGAGCUGGGGCUCAGAGAUAGAGCGCUCGCCUAGCAAGUACAAGGAGCUGGGUUCUACCCUCAGCACCACGUAAAAAUAAAUAAAUAAAAUAAAGGUAUUGUGUCCAGUUACAACUAAAAAAUAAAUAUUAAAAAAAAAAGAAAGAGAUGUGUGUUUAUAGGGUGGUUCAUGUGUCAGUUUAUUACACUGACCUUGGAGGGGUAGAUUUCUUCAGGGGUUUUUUGGUUUAACUCCUUUCUCCUCCACUAGCACCCACACCCUCUUUCUUGUACUAGGGACUGAACCCAGGUGUGCUUUACCACUGAGCUAUACCUCCAGAUAUUUUUAUUUUUUGAGAGAUAGUGUCUUCCUAAGUUGCCGAGGCUUGCCUCAAACUUGGAAUCCUCCUGCCUCAGCCUCUCAAGUAGCUUUAAUUACAGGUAUAUGUCACUACCCCUGGUUUCCCAGAGCCUCUUUUAGGCCCAGAUUGAGCCAUGGGGUAGAAAGGGCAGCCUUAGGCAUGUGGCUGAGGAGGGACUGACUCUUUCCCCCUUUUCCCCUAUUCCUCUCAGAGCCUGCAGCCCUAAUUCUCCUCCACAGCCCUGCCCAUCUCGGCUCCAUGCCCCCACCAGUCAGCCCCGGGCCACAGGCAGUGAGCAAGCACGUGGAAGCUAAAGCCCUGUGACCAGGCCAAGGAGACGGGAGCUCUGGGGUUCCAGCCUCCUGCCGCCCCAUGGAGCUAAGGCCCUGGUUGCUAUGGGUGGUAGCAGCAGCAGGAGUCUUGGUGCUGCUGACAGCUAAUGCCUGUGGCCAGAAGGUCUUCACCAACACGUGGGCUGUGCACAUUCCUGGAGGCCUAGCUGUGGCUGAUAGCGUGGCACGAAAACAUGGGUUCCACAACCUGGGCCAGAUCUUCGGCGACUAUUACCACUUCUGGCAUCGAGCAGUAACAAAGCGGUCCCUGUCACCUCAUCGCUUACGGCACAGCCGACUGCAGAGGGAGCCUCAAGUGCUGUGGCUAGAACAACAGGUGGCAAAGCGAAGGUCCAAGCGGGAUGUGUACCAGGAGCCCACAGAUCCCAAGUUUCCCCAGCAAUGGUACCUGUCUGGUGUCACUCAGCGGGACCUGAAUGUGAAGGAGGCCUGGGCCCAGGGCUACACAGGGCACGGCAUCGUGGUCUCCAUCCUGGACGAUGGCAUUGAGAAGAACCACCCAGACUUGGCAGGCAAUUAUGAUCCUGGAGCCAGCUUUGAUGUCAAUGACCAGGACCCUGACCCCCAGCCUCGGUACACACAGAUGAAUGACAAUAGGCAUGGUACACGGUGUGCAGGAGAAGUGGCUGCAGUGGCCAACAACGGUGUCUGUGGUGUGGGCGUGGCCUACAACGCCCGUAUUGGAGGGGUGCGCAUGCUGGAUGGUGAGGUGACAGAUGCAGUGGAGGCACGCUCACUGGGCCUGAACCCCAACCACAUCCACAUCUACAGUGCCAGCUGGGGCCCUGAGGAUGACGGCAAGACAGUGGAUGGGCCAGCCCGCCUUGCUGAGGAGGCCUUCUUCCGGGGGGUUAGUCAGGGCCGCGGGGGGCUGGGCUCCAUCUUUGUCUGGGCCUCAGGGAAUGGGGGCCGGGAACAUGACAGCUGCAACUGCGACGGCUACACCAACAGUAUCUACACGCUGUCCAUCAGCAGUGCCACACAGUUCGGCAAUGUGCCCUGGUACAGCGAGGCCUGCUCAUCCACAUUGGCCACCACCUACAGCAGUGGCAAUCAGAAUGAGAAGCAGAUUGUGACCACUGACUUGCGGCAGAAGUGCACAGAGUCUCACACAGGCACCUCGGCCUCUGCCCCCUUGGCAGCUGGCAUCAUUGCUCUCACCCUAGAGGCCAAUAAGAACCUCACCUGGCGGGACAUGCAACAUCUGGUGGUUCAGACCUCAAAGCCAGCCCAUCUUAAUGCUAAUGACUGGGCCACCAAUGGUGUGGGCCGGAAAGUGAGUCACUCAUAUGGCUAUGGGUUAUUGGACGCAGGUGCCAUGGUGGCCCUGGCCCAGAACUGGACAACAGUGGCCCCCCAGCGGAAGUGUAUCAUUGACAUCCUCACUGAACCCAAGGACAUUGGCAAACGGCUAGAAGUGCGCAAGACUGUGACUGCAUGUCUGGGCGAGCCCAACCAUAUCACCCGGCUGGAGCAUGCUCAGGCGCGGCUAACCCUGUCCUAUAAUCGCCGUGGCGACCUGGCCAUCCACCUGGUCAGCCCCAUGGGCACCCGCUCCACCCUCCUGGCUGCCAGGCCACAUGACUACUCUGCAGAUGGGUUUAAUGACUGGGCUUUCAUGACAACCCAUUCUUGGGAUGAGGACCCUUCUGGCGAGUGGGUUCUGGAGAUUGAAAACACCAGCGAAGCCAACAACUAUGGGACACUGACCAAGUUCACUCUUGUACUAUAUGGCACAGCCCCUGAGGGGCUCCCCACACCUCCUGAGAGCAGCGGCUGCAAGACCCUCACAUCUAGCCAGGCCUGUGUUGUGUGUGAGGAAGGCUUUUCCCUGCACCAGAAAAGCUGUGUCCAGCACUGCCCACCAGGCUUCACACCCCAAGUCCUUGAUACACACUAUAGCACUGAGAACGACAUGGAAAUCAUCCGGGCCAGUGUGUGUGCCCCCUGCCAUGCCUCCUGUGCCACAUGCCAAGGUCCAGCCCCCACGGACUGCCUCAGCUGCCCCAGCCAUGCCUCCUUGGACCCUGUGGAGCAGACGUGCUCCAGGCAAAGCCAGAGCAGCCGCGAGUCCCCUGAACAGCAGCAACCACCAGGGCUGUCCCCAGAGGUGGAGGCAGAGCCACGGCUGCAGGCUGGGCUGUUGCCCUCUCACCUGCCUGAGGUGGUGGCUGGCCUCAGCUGCGCCUUCAUUGUGCUGGUCUUCGUCACUGUCUUCCUGGUCCUGCAACUACGUUCAGGCUUCAGCUUUCGGGGGGUGAAGGUAUACACCAUGGACCGUGGCCUCAUCUCCUACAAGGGGCUCCCCCCUGAAGCCUGGCAGGAGGAGUGCCCAUCAGACUCAGAAGAAGAUGAGGGCCGGGGCGAGAGGACCGCCUUUAUCAAAGACCAGAGCGCCCUUUGAUGAGCCCACUGCCCGCCCCUUCAAGCCAAUCCCUUCCUUGGGCACUUUUUAAUUCACCAAAGUAUUUUUUUAUCUUGGGACUGGGUUUGGACCCCAGCUGGGAGGCAAGAGGGGCAGAAACUGCUUCCUAUCCAAUCCUUGGGCCCACCUAGCUGCCCAAGGUAGGGCCCCAGGACCAGCUGGGGACAGGGGAGGGCCUCACCUCACCCCCAGCACCCCUCCAUGUGGAGAAAGGAGUGAAACCUUUAGGGCAGCUUUUCAAGGCCUAGGCCCCAGCUGGAGUUCUUGCGGAGUGAAGAGAGGCAGUCCUUUUGGGGAUUCACUACCCAGGCUGCAGCUCUUGCCCCUUCCCUGUCCCUCUAAAGCAAUAAUGGUCCCCAUCCAGGCAGCAGGGAGGCUGGCCUAAGAGGUAUUUGAAGGAGAGGUCACCUCACCAAGGGCUUUUGCAUCCCCAAUCCUGUCCCGCUCCUCUGGUGAGCCUCAGCAGAAGUGGCAAUCAUAGGAAGGGACCAAGGCGAGGCAGGCGCUUCCAGGUGUGCACAUGUGUGUGUCCCCUGCCUCUGUGCUAUAGGCCUCUACAACAGCUGGCUGUCAGGCUGAGCCAGGCUGGUAUGGGCCACGGCUGCAGCUUGGGGCGGGGGGAGCCCAUGCUGGUGUCCUGACCACCCUCUUAUCUCCAACACCCUCCCCUCCCACCAGGGCCCAAGUCCCUGUUUUCUGAGCCCGGAGCUGCCUGGGCUGUUGGCACUCACAGUCCCGGAGCCCCUGGGUGGGUGGUGGGGAGGGACGGUGGCCCAGCCGGCCUCUUCCGCCUCCCACCCAAUGCUGCUUUCCCCUGUGGGGAUCUCAGGAGCUGUUUGAGGAUAUAUUUUCACUUUGUGAUUAUUUCACUUUAGAUGCUGAUUUUUUUUUUUUUUGUAUUUUUAAUGGGGGUAGCAGCUGGACCACACCCACCUUCUCACACUCACCUUCUCACACCCACGUCCACCCUGCUCUUCCCCUGGCUGCCCAGCUCCUGAGGUGUAGGGGCUGCAGCAUGUUGCUGAGGAGUGAGAAGUAGCUGAGCCCCAAGUCUUAAAGAGACAGGCCAGCCAGUUGGGCUCUAGGAAAAGGGGUCAGGGUGGAAGGGGCAGGCUGACAUCUGUGUUUCAAAUGGGGCUUGUGCCAAGGGCUGAUGGGUCAUUGGCUCUCCAAGUGCCAGGGGUGGGCAGGUGGUGGCACCUAAGCCCCUUCCAACACUGUGCCCUAUCGGAGAAAGCACUGACCUGUUAUGCCCCCCUAAGCCACCUCUUCUGACGUGCCUUUUGCACCCCUUCCAUUAGGACAAUCAGUCCCCUCCCAUUUGGGAGCCCCAUUUUCUUUCCCCUAGCCCUUCCAGGUACCCAGUCACCUGCCCAGGGGUGCCCCCUCCUCUCCCAUCCCCCUACCCUCGUGGCCAGCCCGGCUGGUUUUGUAAGAUACUGGGUUGGUGCACAGUGAUUUUUUUUUUCCUUGUAAUUUAAACAGGCCCAGCAUUGUUGGUUCUAUUUAAUGGACACGAGAUAAUGUUAGAAGUUUUAAAGUGAUUAAACGUGCAGACUAUGCAAAUCAG